Molecule: messenger RNA, 1124 nt
Organism: Seminavis robusta
Lineage: Eukaryota; Bacillariophyta; Bacillariophyceae; Naviculales; Naviculaceae
Source: the annotation of a GenBank genome assembly
AACAAACAAACAAACAAACAAACAAACAAACAAACAAACAAACAAACAAACAAACACGUGAGUAGUGGCAGCGUACUAGUACACUGCUUCUCCCUCACAGAAUCAUGGCCGUUGCGUUCAAAUUUCUCUGGGUUGCCGUUGUUGCCGUUGUUGCCAUCAAUGCCGUCUCUCAAACUCUUGGCUAGCUACGCACAGGAAGAUCUGGAACCCAAUGCACCCUCAGAAGAGGAUUUUGUAUUCACCUAUAAUGCUGAUAUUAAGAGGUUGGUUGAGGAGGGCACGGUCACCAAUGUGGGUGCUGUCUUGUCUCUGGAAGAGGUUCCCGUUGUUGAAGAAAUGGAGGUAACAUGCAACUCCAACAUGAAAAACUUCGUCACCUAUGUUAAAGUUGAGUUUGAUGGGGAUGCAGCCGCUUUAUCUGACAUGGAAAUUGCCAUUCUCGGCAUUUUAUUUGAUCAAGUUUACAAUGACAUCUCCUUUGCCAACUGUGAUGGAUAUUUCAGAAUGACGAGUGGCGCUUUGUUAAAUCCUGGAAUAGGGAGUUCAGACUUGUUUGAAGUGUCAGGAACUUGCAGAGACUGCCCCGUCGAUGGUGAGUAUGGCUGGUCUUCAAUGUUUGCAAACACGAGGCGUAGAUUACAUUUCAUGGAAAGGCUGCCAUGGCCACCUGAUCCUCCAGUGCCAUCCAGAACACCCACUCCAGCAAAAAAGUAAUCCUUCACGAGUUCGUGGUCUACAAACUGGGCCGGAUGAAGAUGUUUGUCUCUGCCCUGCACUGAGCGGCAAUGUUGACGAUCCCAGUCCCGCAGCCCCAUCUGAGAAUGAGUUGCAGGCUGAACUCAAUCGCCGCAUAUCAGAUCUACGAAGGACUGGAAUGAUCAACAACAUUGUCUCCAUCUCCGCUCUCAUUGAGGGUGAUCUUCUAGGAAGGUUCCCCGGUGAUGAUCCCAGCUAUGGUCUCCCCCCGUGAAGCCAAUCCCCACUUCGGCCGGGUGUGGUUCCCCAAAGCUUCAGCUGCCAUGAUGAUCUGUUCAUUGGGGCCAUAUGCGUUAUGAAGAUUUUUAUGCCAAUGGUUUCUUUACUCGAUAAACACAGAGAUGGUAGUAGUUUAUGCUUGCAUUGGG